AUGGCUCCUCCAAUAUUGAGGAAACUCACGGUGGUGCAAUACUCGCGAUUGGCGGAAAUCGAGUUGACGAGUACUCGAUUAAGAGAGAAGGAGCGCAGCUCGUUUAAUCGGAAUAUCAUAGCUUCGCGAAUUGAGUCUCUUCAAGAAAUUUGGAGGGAUGUGCGUAGUGCGCAUGCCGAAAUUUCAAUUCGUGACGAUGUUGGGGUUGACGCGUAUAUGACGGAUAACGUGAUUCAGCGAUUACAAACGGCGUACGAGGAUACGCUUGAUUUCUUGCUAACAGUACAAGCGGAACUACAGGCUGCGGAUCAGUCUACUUUACCGACUGGACCACCGAUAGCCAGUUCUUCGAUAACACCCGAGCCUCGUGCAGCUAAGCUUCCGAAGUUAGAAUUACCUACGUUUUCCGGCGAAUACGAGGAUUGGGAAAACUUUUGUGACUUAUUUACCACGCUGGUUCACGAUGCACCCGGUCUUGCUGACGCGUCUAAGUUGCAAUACUUGAAAAAUUGUUUAAAGGGUACUGCGGCGGAGUUAGUCAAGGAUGUCACGACUACAAAUGCGAAUUAUACGACGACGUGGCAGGCUCUUAAGGCGCGUUUUCAUAAUCCGCGAAUGGUUGUGAAUAACCAUUUAAAGAGGCUCAUGGAUUUGCCAUAUUUAAAGAAAGAGUCCGCGAUAGAGUUACGUUCGUUUGCUGACGAAGCUCAGCGCAUAGUUCGGGCGUUAACGAAUUUACAAAUGCCAGUGAGUCAUUGGGAUGUAUGGUUCGUUUAUUUAUUGGCGGCUCGUUUGGACCCCGAAUCCCAAAAGGCGUGGGAGACGGAAUUGAGUGAGAGGGAUCGUCGCGUCGUAUUAGACAAUGUUGCGGAGUUAGACAAUUUUAAAUCCACUUGA
Molecule: messenger RNA, 897 nt
Organism: Osmia bicornis bicornis
Lineage: Eukaryota; Metazoa; Arthropoda; Insecta; Hymenoptera; Megachilidae
Exons: 1
Coding region: 1-897 (298 amino acids)
Source: RefSeq, a predicted model, not a curated record